Messenger RNA from Mauremys reevesii (Reeves's turtle), 6626 nucleotides. RefSeq names its product DGCR8 microprocessor complex subunit (gene DGCR8). Gene Ontology annotation, cellular component: microprocessor complex. The transcript is spliced from 15 exons. Gene Ontology annotation, molecular function: identical protein binding; double-stranded RNA binding; heme binding. Lineage: Eukaryota; Metazoa; Chordata; Testudines; Geoemydidae. The record is from RefSeq and is a predicted model, not a curated record. Gene Ontology annotation, biological process: primary miRNA processing. Bases 554 to 2878 code for a protein of 774 amino acids.
CCCGCCCACGGGAGCAGGAGCCCCCUUGAAGCAGGCGUUUCAAGAUGGCGCCGGCUGGGCGGGGGAGGCGGCUCCCGUGAGGAGACGGCAGCUGAGGCACUCCCUCCACUCCCCCGGCCCGGGAAAGCGGAGCGGCGGGGACACCCGGAAUGGCCCAGGAAACCAAUACUUAAGUGUGGGGUGACUGGAAGCCUUCCUUAUUCUUCUCUGUACUCCGCACAACGACAAAUGGUCCCAUACUGCCUCCCUCCCACCACUUCUCUUCUGUCGAAAGAAGAAAAGGAGACCUGCUUGUCCAAUGAAGAUGCACUCUACUUAGUCUUCAGCUAUUUAAGCUGAAUGCAUUGUGAUUUCCAAUAAUUGAGACAGUGAUUCUGAAAGCUGUCUACAUUAAUGAAAAGAACAAUGUAGUCAGCUUAACUGAAUCAUCAGUGUUGCAUAUUGAAUAGAACAUGAUAAACCUAUCUUGAUGGACUUGUGCAUGUUAGGAAUAUAGAUUAUAUACAUUUAUUUAAAGCUUUGUUUUUUAAAACAGUAGUUUUACAGUUUAAAUAUGGAGAAAACUGAAAAUGCACCUCCCCUCCCCAAAGAACCUGCAAGAGAAAUGAAUGUGGAGAACCAGACUUGUCCCCCACCUCUGCCGCCUAAUGAACAGCCUCCACCACCUCCCCUGCAAACGUCCAGUGACGCAGAGGUAAUGGACGUUGGCUCUGGUGGUGAUGGACAGUCAGAUACCCCUGCUGGGGACGCGCACACUGUCUGCAGAACACAGCUUCUGACAAAGGGAUCUGCUUGCUACAAAACUCGUCUUAUAAUAGACCCUAACAAUAGUGACCAAAGCCCAAGAACUGCUCGUCAUGCACCUUCAGUUCGAAAGUUCACCCCUGAUCUUAAGUUACUUAAAGAUGUAAAAAUUAGUGUUAGCUUUACAGAAAGCUGCAAAAGCAAAGACAGAAAAGUUCUGUACACUGGAGCUGAGCAAGAUUAUAAACCAGAUACAGAUUUUAGUAUUAAUAAUGUCAAUGGGGAUUUGUAUGUUUGUCCUUUUGGUGGUAGUAAUGGUAAAGCUGUAGGUGUAGGGGGUGAAAAUGAUGACAAGAAGGAUGAUGAAAAUGAUAUUGAUCAGGAAAAGAGAGUGGAAUAUGCAGUUCUGGAUGAGUUAGAAGAUUUUACUGACAAUUUGAUGGAAAUUGAUGAAGAAGGAGGAGGGUUCACAUCUAAAGCAAUCGUUCAAAGAGAUAAAGCAGAUGAAGAAACCUUGAAUUACUCUUAUGAGGAUGAUUUUGAUAAUGAUGUGGAUGCUCUGCUGGAAGAGGGCCUUCGAGCUCCCAAAAAGAGGAGAAUAGAUGAGAAAUAUGGAGGCGAGAGUGACCACCCAUCUGAUGGAGAGACAAGCGUGCAGCCAAUGAUGACCAAAAUAAAAACUGUACUUAAAAGUCGUGGCCGUCCUCCUACGGAACCAUUGCCUGAUGGAUGGAUCAUGACAUUCCAUAACUCAGGCAUUCCUGUAUAUCUGCACAGAGAAUCCAGAGUUGUUACCUGGUCCAGACCUUAUUUCUUGGGAACAGGAAGCAUAAGGAAACAUGAUCCUCCCUUGAGUAGCAUUCCCUGUCUGCAUUACAAGAAAAUGAAGGACAAUGAGGAAAGGGAACAAAACAAUGACAUAACCCCAAAUGGGGAAGUAUCGCCUAUAAAGCACGUAGACAAGUCUUCAGAACUGGACUGCCAAACAGAGGAGCCGGACUCCACUGCUGCUGAUUCUGGGCCUUUAGAUGAGAGAGAGCCUUCAGGGGGUGAUGCAGCACCAGGAGCCUUAGGACAAGUUAAGGCCAAAGUUGAAGUGUGUAAAGAUGAAUCUGUAGACCUUGAGGAUUUUAGACACUACCUUGAAAAGCGUUUUGAUUUUGAACAAGUUACCGUAAAAAAAUUCAGAACCUGGGCUGAGAGACGACAGUUCAACCGUGAAAUGAAGCGGAAGCAGGCGGAGUCUGAGCGGCCUAUUCUGCCAGCCAAUCAGAAACUCAUUACCUUGUCUGUGCAAGAUGCACCUACAAAGAAAGAGUUUGUUAUUAAUCCCAAUGGGAAGUCUGAAGUUUGCAUACUGCAUGAAUAUAUGCAGCGAGUCCUAAAGGUCCGCCCUGUUUACAAUUUCUUUGAAUGUGAGAACCCAAGUGAGCCUUUUGGAGCCUCAGUGAUUAUUGAUGGAGUGACUUAUGGGGCAGGAACUGCAAGCAGCAAAAAACUCGCCAAGAAUAAAGCUGCCCGAGCUACACUGGAAAUCCUCAUUCCUGACUUUGUUAAACAGACCUCUGAGGAAAAGCCCAAAGACAGUGAAGAACUUGAGUAUUUUAACCAUAUCAGUAUUGAGGACUCACGGGUAUAUGAACUGACCAGUAAAGCUGGACUGUUGUCUCCAUAUCAGAUUCUCCAUGAGUGCCUUAAAAGAAACCAUGGAAUGGGUGACACAUCUAUCAAGUUUGAAGUGAUUCCUGGUAAAAAUCAGAAGAGUGAAUAUGUCAUGACUUGUGGCAAGCACACAGUGCGAGGCUGGUGUAAGAACAAGAGAGUUGGGAAACAACUAGCUUCUCAGAAAAUCCUACAGCUCCUGCAUCCGCACGUGAAAAACUGGGGCUCUUUAUUGCGUAUGUAUGGUAGAGAGAAUAGCAAGAUGGUCAAACAGGAAACCUCUGAUAAAAGCGUGAUAGAACUUCAGCAGUAUGCCAAAAAGAACAAGCCAAAUCUACACAUUCUGAACAAGUUACAGGAAGAAAUGAAAAAGUUGGCACAAGAAAGAGAGGAAACUCGAAAGAAACCCAAGAUGACAAUAGUAGAAUCAGCGCAACCUGGUAGUGAACCUCUGUGUACUGUUGAUGUGUGACCAGAAAACUUACGAGUGGGGAGCAAUAACAAAUGGAGAAACUACUUUCAACAAUUAUUUAAGAAUCUAUUUGCUGCAGAAUGCAAGAUAACGUUACAAUCCCGGCUGCUUCAGUUAUGCAUUGUUCUUUUGCAUCAUCAGGGCAAUAGUACUUUUUUUUACCUCCUGAGAUAUGUAUGUUUAAAUGAUUGAUCAUAAAGAUCUCUACUUGGGCAAAUGCACAGAGGAUAGGCAUGUUCACACAGGAUACAUUUAAGCAAGCACUUUUUCCUUGAAAGUCAUCCAUGUUGUCUCGAAUGGAUGUGUUUAAGGAUCAAAUUCAGAAAAUCUAUGUACAGGUUGAAGCUGAUAUAUUAUAUAUAAAUUUUUAUAUAUACACACUCUUGUAUGAACAUGCCUAAAAUUAUUUUUGUGAAAAAUUUUGUUGCAUUUCAGCACAUAAUAAUAUGCACUGAUAAGACACUUUGACAGAUACAUGAAAAAGUGAUGAGCGAUGUUCCUAAUGUCAUAGGAUUAGGCCAGUAAUGCUGUUUUUAUUUUGUGUACUGCCAGGCUAAGGUUGGUUUGGUUUUAAUUUUUUUUUUGAGAUCACAGUAUGCAGGGUGUUUUUGGGUUUUUGUGGUUUUUUUUUACUUGAAAAGAACAAGUGUACCUGGUAGUGUUAAGAGCAACAAGUUGGAUAACCCAAAUUGUUGGGCUUUAUUUUAAAGGAAAAGUUAUGAUUGUUUACAAACCAAUUAGAAGGGAAAAUAUUUGGCCGUCUAGUUCAGUGUUUCCCAACCAGUGGGUCGUGGAAUUUUUUGAAAAACGACAUGCGAGAAUGGAUGGGGGGAACUGCCGUCUGAUUGGCAAUAUGCCUCACUGUCCCACCACCUCCAAGGACGGAGCAACCAAUCGGAGCUCAGUCUCCCUCUCCUUCCCUCCUGCAGCUGCUUAUGUGAAGAGCAGUGGGAAGAGUCCCUGGAGCUAGAGAUGUGCCAUGGCAGAGGAAAGGUUGGGAAUCACUGCAAUUUGAUAUAAACUGCAAUUAACUUAGCCACUGAGAGGCUAUCUGCAGAGCUUGAAGGAGAAAUAUAACUGAAGACUGUUGAUGGAUAUUCUGAAAUAUAUUGCCAGUGCAUUGUUUAAAGAAGCUCCACCCUUACUCCCCUGUAAUAUAGUGAUUUUAAUUUGUUUGGUGUCUGGCCAUGUUACUUGUUUAGUUAAGUUUUAGAUAACUUGUUUAAAAAAAUAGUUCAUUUAAUGAAGCAAUUUCUCCUUGUGGCCUGGCCUUUAGAAAUGCUAAAUUAACUGAUUGCAGCUAUCUUACAUUUUUUUUAAAAAAGUUGUUACUGACUUUUUACUUACAUUUUUCUUCAAAUGCUAAAAAAACUUAACUUCUGCAAUGGAAAUUAGAACGUAGAUUUGGGAUACAACAUAGAAAAGACUAGACUAAGACCUUAAUAAAGUGUACUGAUUAAGAUGAAAAAGGACAUGAAUAUGCAAGCAUUUUUGAAAUACAAUCUUAGAAAACGGGCAGUACUUACUGUAUCUGCUGAGGCUUUAAUAAGUUAUGCACAGAAGAAAUAUUUUGGUUGUAGUGAAAGCAGCUUUUUCCCCUUUAUUUAGGGUUUUUACUUUAUUGACUAAUGCAGUAAAUUCCUCAGAUUUGAAGCGGGAACCAUUUUGUGCUUAAAAGAAGUGGGGGAAUGGAAUGGCAAGAAGCCAGUUUGGUGGUAGGGGUCCAGGGACUUAUCUAGGAGUUGAUAUUAGUACAGCUAUAUUUUACGCUCCCUAAAUAAAAUUGGUGGGACAGAGAGCUACAGUUCUUAAUCCUUAUAAAUGCUGCAGGUCUGGUACUUGUCUGGACAGUUGUCAUUCUUGAUGAGUACAGCAUACUGCAGUAUACUGACUGUGCCAACUGGAUUUUAACACCUUUAAUAUCAGCCCUGCUAUUUUGGAAAUUAGAAAACUUAAAUUUUUGAUCCCAAGUUAAAGUUCUGUAAUUUAUUGCUUCUGAUAUUUGAGAUCAGUCUCAUCUGUUUCUGUAUUUGCAUUGUUAAGUGAUAUGCUCAGAGGUGUCUGCAAAUAAGAACUCACCCAAUCUUCAUUAUCAUAUUCAGCUUUUGAGUUCUGUGAAUUGUAAUCCUGUUUUCAGUACAGAAGGAUAGGUGGAGGAUGACACAUUAUUUUUAAAGCGACCUAUCUAAGAAGUACUGCCUCUGCUUAUUUUCUUUUAAUAUAGCUUUAAUCUCCAUCUUUUGAAAGAUGUGUAACAUUGGUGCAGUACUUACAAGCAGUAGUUGCUGCUUCUCUCUGACUUUGAUGAAGACAGGGCUUAUAUCUUUGCCUAAAUGUAUUACUGUGUAAGUAGGUGUUUUUUUCAGUUUGUGUGUUUUCUAGCAGAAAAAUCUGUCCUUGGCCAAUACUGUAAAAGACAAAUCAUCCCUGUGGAUCUUUGUCCAAAAUCAGAAUGUCAAUAUUUUGCAGGCCACCUGCAGAUUAUCCAUAGAUGCCUCAUUUAGGAAUUUGUUUUUAUUGUGUUCUAAGAGGAUUGCUGUAUUGAGCAUUUUGCUUUAGUCUUACCUCAAUCUGCCACUAUCUGAAUCGUAAGGUGACCAUUGCCCUUAAAUAAAACAUCUAGAUAUUUCAUUGUGAACCAAAGCCUCUCACAUAUUAUGCAUUCUUUAAAAGGAUGGUAUUAGACCUUGCUGCAGCCUUUAACUGGAGAGUUGUCCAGAAAAUAAAGCGCAAUAACUGCUGGAACAAACAACUUAACUGCUGUUUAUUGUCAUUGUGAAGUAUUCUUGUGUUUUAAUGUUUACUAUUGUUUGUAGUGUAACAGUCUUGCAUUUGCACAUAAGCACGAGCUGCUGUGAUAGAGGAUAGGUCAUUGCAUUAAUUUCAGCUUCUGCAUGAACACUAAGGUGUGAUUCAAGAUGUACCCUAAAUUUGUCUUGUAACUCGUGUGUUUUUUAGGUAACCAGCUGUAAAGGUUUAGAUCUUGAUUGUAUGAAUGCAUAAAGCAAAACUACUGCUUUUGUCACUGAUCUUUGUUCCUUAUCCUAGGAAAGGUGGAUAUUUUUAUGGGGAUGGAAUGUAUUAAUAAGAACUGUUCCAUCCUUUGGAAAUUAGACCUAUUCUGCUUUGCAUAUUAUGUGCUUCUUGACAGAAGUGUGGUGUAUUGACUUUAAGGGUUAAAUUAGCGUGCAUUCAAAUCUUUAUGGUACUGAAUGAAAAGUUACUGUGACUUCCAGUGAAAUAGUCAGAUGCUACCUAUUUAAACACAAGUCAUUCAGCUUUAAAUAUUUAUUAAAUGAGAUAAAGUAGUUGGGUUCCCAGAUGCUUGACAUGGCUCUGUUAUGCAUAAAAACUCUUGCUGUUGUAUGUAAACUCCCGAUGACACUGUUAGGCUUUACAUACAAUGCACACUUGGAACAUCUAAGUAUUCUUUCUUUAAAAGCUUGAUUACAUCCUACACAUGCACUAUAUUUUGGUUCUGGAGCAAAGUUCACAAAGAUAAUUGCCUUGUCAAACUUCCUGUGGGAAGAAUUUUAGAUUAAGUAUCAGAAAAGUCCAAGAACUAAUGCCAUUCUCAACAAAAUACAAGGUGAACAGUAUUCUGACGUGUAUUUGAGAAGGGAAAAGUGAAUAAUGCAUUCUUAUGUGCCCAAGUAGAUAACAAUGGUUGCUGUAUGAAUUGUAUUGAGUGCAGUUGCUUGAUGCCAGUGCUAAAUUGGUACAACUAUAAAGCCUCAUUUUCACUGAG